Molecule: messenger RNA, 6476 nt
Organism: Chroicocephalus ridibundus (black-headed gull)
Lineage: Eukaryota; Metazoa; Chordata; Aves; Charadriiformes; Laridae
Gene: HMGCLL1
Product: 3-hydroxy-3-methylglutaryl-CoA lyase like 1
Exons: 9
Coding region: 117-1142 (341 amino acids)
Biological process (GO): L-leucine catabolic process; ketone body biosynthetic process
Cellular component (GO): cytosol; endoplasmic reticulum
Molecular function (GO): hydroxymethylglutaryl-CoA lyase activity
Source: RefSeq, a predicted model, not a curated record
GCAGCCAGUGGCUGCGGCGGGGGCUGCGGCGGGCGCGGGGCCGGGGCGGGGGGGGCCCACCGGCCGGGAGCCUGCGCCGACCUUGCGGCUGGCUGCCGGGCGCCCGCUGCCGCGCCAUGGGCACGGUGCCGUCGGCGCUGAAGCACUGCCUCAGCUACCAGCACCUCCUCAAGGAGCAGCUGUGGAUCGGGGAGCCGGCGGCUCCGCACGCCGGGCAGGAAUCUCAAGCAUCUGGACUGCCUGAGUACAUAAAGAUUGUAGAAGUUGGGCCAAGGGAUGGAUUACAAAAUGAAAAAGUGAUAGUGCCAACUGAUAUCAAAAUUGAGUUAAUCAACCGGCUUUCCAAAACAGGCCUGCCUGCAAUAGAAGUGACCAGUUUUGUUUCAUCCAAAUGGGUCCCUCAGAUGGCAGAUCACAAAGAAGUAAUGAGGGGUAUUGAGCGGCAUCCUGGAGUCCAGUAUCCUGUUCUCACGCCUAAUCUUCAAGGUUUUCAUUCUGCUAUUGCAGCAGGAGCUACAGAAGUCUCAGUAUUUGGUGCGGCAUCUGAAUCUUUUAGCAAAAUGAAUAUUAAUUGUUCAAUUGAAGAAAGCAUAGAAAAAUUUGAAGAAGUUGCUAAAUCUGCAAGGAAUAUGAAUAUUCCAGUGCGUGGGUAUGUGUCGUGUGCAUUGGGAUGCCCGUAUGAAGGAAACAUCAUACCAGCUAAAGUGGCAGAAGUAUCUAAGCGGCUGUACAGUAUGGGCUGUUAUGAGAUCUCUCUGGGGGACACAAUUGGUGUGGGGACUCCUGGAAGUAUGAAAACAAUGUUGGAAGCUGUUAUGAAAGAAAUUCCUCUGAGUGCGCUCGCUGUUCACUGUCAUGACACAUAUGGCCAGGCGUUAGCCAAUAUUCUCACAGCCAUACAGAUGGGAGUUGCUGUAGUAGAUUCAUCGGUUGCAGGACUGGGUGGUUGUCCCUAUGCAAAAGGUGCUACUGGAAAUGUAGCCACAGAGGACGUCAUAUACAUGCUUCAUGGUCUGGGAAUCAAUACAGGAGUCAAUCUUUAUGCCGUGAUGGAAGCUGGAAACUUCAUCUGUGCAGCUUUGAACAAGAAAACAAACUCAAAGGUUGCACAAGCUUCCUUCAAUAAUGGAACUAUCAAUUAAACCAGUUUUUUUUUGCAGCUUAAUUACAUUUGUCAUCUACCUUAACCAAGGAUAUUUAUACCAAGAAAACUAAUAUAAGAUUACUGUUUCAGCAAAGAAUCAAAAUAGAACCCCUAUAUAAUUUUUUUAUUAUGGGAAGAGUUACUGUACUGUACUGUCUUGUCAAGAAUUGUCUGAUUUGUAAGUAAGAAAUGAACGACUGUAGUACAGAACCCUGUGCUUGGUACUUCUGCAGAUAAGAAAAAUGUAUAAACACUGGCACAUGUUACCAUGUUUUAAACUGAAUUUGUUUCUUUUCAGGAAAACUGAGUAGAAGCAGUGAAUACAUAGUUAUUUUUUAAUCAAGAUGACUUUUAGGACAGUACAAAUAUUUGCAGUAGUUUAUGAGAUCCCACACUGUGUGUGGCCAUUCUAUUAUGUGUUUUAUUUAUCUGAAUCUUUACUUUUCAUUUGUCAAGUCAUUUGUGUUAUGAACAUGGAGCCAAAUCUGAAUUCACCAUAAGAAUUUUUUAGCAAUAGCACUUUUUUAUUUUUGUUUUGUUUAACAUCUGUUAAGUAUACGGAUGACUUUAUCUUGUUCCAAGACUUUGUGGUGAAUGGCAGUCUGCCAUAUCCUCCAAAUCUAUUGCAAAUUUCCUUAUUUGUUACAUAUGUUAAAUUUGUUGUAGUUGCUUUUUUUCGUCAACUGUAUUAAAACCUAAUUAUAUGAAGCAAUUAAAAAUUGGCAAGGAUUUCAACCAGCAUUUGGGGUAGUAGUAGUGUAGAAGGGAUUUUUGUCCAGAGUCUCAUAAAACAAUUUGGUUUUUUAUUCUAUAAUCUAUGAAUUCACAUUCUCACUUAUAAGUCAUGAAUUUUUGAGGAUAAUAAUAUUCUGAUGGACUAGUUUAUAUGAAGGGAAACACAGUUUUUCUUUGUGCUCUACUGAUAGUGAUACUGUACUUUUCAAUGUCUUAAUUCAGCAAGAUGCCAGUGAACUGCAUUGUCACUUUUAGAUCAAUAAUGGACAAAUUAAAAGAAGAGCCUUAUCCUAUCUAUAAACUGCUCAAAUGCGCCAUGAAAAUAUUGUCAUUUUUUCAGUCUGAAACACAGUACUGUUAUUGUUUGUGUAGGAUCCUUCUGUAAUUCUCUGUGUACUUAACCUUGACUUUUUCUGAAAACGGCCUGUUACCAUAAAAGUCCAAAACCUUGGACUAUGAUCUUUUUCUGUAUUCUCCAUUUUCCUCCAAAAUAUGCAAGGUUGGAAAAGGGUAAGAUGAAAGAAAGUGAAAGAUAACACAUAAAGAAGGAAAAGGCUGAAUCAUUUUUGUCUGGAACUCAGCUCUGCCAAGUUACAGCUGAGUCUCAGCUUGCCUUUGAAAUUCCACAGCAAACAUUUUCUGAGAUCUUUUAGCCAGUACUGUAGUUUAGAAUUGGCACAGUUUAAGAAAGUCAAACUUUGCAUGACAGGUAACUCAAAGCUAGAAACUUGAUACAAAACCCCUAUCCUCUUUAUGCUGUAAUGAUAGUCAAAACCAAUAAACCAAUAUAAACUACAUUGUUUCACUCUUCUCGUGGUAAGAGUCAAUGAAUAAGCAGAGAAAUGUGUUCAGGUGAGGCAGGAAAUAUCUUGCCUAUCAAUCCAAAAUACUAAAUUGCACCCCUUCUUGCGGUAUCUAGUGAGAGGACUUUCAAGUACUCUUAAAGACAUGAAGACCCUGAUUUGCUUGGCCUGCUCUGGAUGGAUAGUUGGAUCACCACAGAAAAUACUCUGUCUUCAUUUUCCUGUGUUUUAGCUGGGGCUUUCUUAUUUAGCAGCCGCUACAGCUCAUAUAUCAAAACACGAACUUUAGUAAAUAUGUGUCUUGAACCAUUCACAGAUCUAAAAAUUCUGUAAUGUAUUAGGUCCAGUGAAGAAGUGAGGAAUCUGCAGCGGUACUUAGGUUGUACUUAGUCUAAUAAUUAGUAGUUAAGCCUAAAUGAGGUGCCAGUUGACAUCCUGAAGACUUCCUAAUUCAGAUGCCAUUUACCCCUGAAGGCGACUAACCACACUAUAAUACUUUCCUGUUUAACAGUAACAUUUCUUCUUCAGUUUGCUUCUGUGCAGGCACAGAAUUAGCUCAUUUUGAGCUGAAGUGUGGAGUUCUCAUGUGGGGCCUGAUGAGUGUUCUUCAAUCCAAGAUCCUGUGAGUGUGUUUAACCAACAUAAGCAAGACUGAGCUGCUCACAGAAUGAAAGUGAAGUUAUCCCUUGAAAAAAAAGUAGUUGUGAUGCAGACCACCUUUUAAACACUAGCCUGGAUGUUGGGCUAAUCACUUGGUCUGAGAUUAGCUGGCUACUUAGCCUGAGUAGAUUCAAAUGCAUAUUUUUUGGAAUCCUAAUCAAUGGAUCUAACAGCCAGGCUAUAUACAGAACUGAAAAAAAACACACCUUCUAGUAAAUCUGGAUGAAGUUGUGCCGCUGGGUAGGAUGGAAUUCAAACUUCCUGAGACCAGAAAGAUCUCAGGAAAAAAAUGUCUCUGCAACGGAUAAGGGUUUUUUUUCCUUGAAGAUGGUGGUGAGGGCUUCAACUGUAGGCCAAGUUAUGAACUGAACUGAUACUGUCUACUUUUUUGCUUGGUGUACUAGCUACAACAUCUUAGAUAAAAGUGAGUGGUUUCACUCCUACCACAACUUUUGCAUUAAGUAAAAUACCUGUGUAGAACAUAAACUAUAGAAUAAAAGACUUAGCUCUGCUCAGUUUUUUGAGGGUUCUAGACAUCUAUGUUCCUAACUACUGUGAAGGAUUGCUAACAUUUGCACUAGGAGACCCUUACACUCUGGAGUUGUUUUCAGAUAUGCCUCUGUGCAUAGUGCAUCCGAGGCUUCUCCGCAUCUGGGCUGUCGUUUGCAAUUCUGAGGCUCCUAACAGUCCCUAUGUACUGAAACAGGGUACCUAUUAAAUCACGGGAAUGAACAACCUAAAAUGCCUCAGUUCUUUAUUGGGUCUGUUUUAGAAACUACUUGUGGAGAGCCUUAAAUGCAGAUCCGUUAUUCUGUAAUGAUGUGAGCACUGGAAAAGAUGAGCAGUCACAUCUGGAGCCCGUGCUUUACCCGCACUUUCAGCUUCAGCCACAUCGUGAGUUAUAGUAAUCCAGGGUGGAGGUCACAGACAAAUGGAUUGUUUGUCAGGAUCGUUACAAGGGAGGAAGAAACAUAGAGCCAGAUUAAAAAAAACCCAACAUUUAUGUGCCAAAAGUGCCACCUGGGAUGAAUUUAGGCCUGUGGGUCCAGGUGAGCAAUCCCCACAAAAUCCUUUACUUGUAGUGUGUCUGAGAAUCCUGAGACAUCUCCUGUUCUCGCCACUAAAAUUUGUUAGGCAUGUCAAGCUCUGGUGCUCUGCUUUCCUGGGCUGGUAUCGUUUUGACUGUGUGGAGCGUUUUAAUGCCUAAUCUUUGGCUUUACAAAAUUGGCAUCCAUUGCCCUUAAGAUCAAGAGCUAAUCCAGUGGCUGUGCCAUGAGCGUGCAUCACUCAUAGGCAGCCUUGAGUUCAGCACAUAAUAAAGCAGUUGAGACUACAUCCCUUCAAAAACACGGCAAGAACUGUAAGUGGUGUGAUGGUGCUACUGCUCUCCAGUGCUUCUGACCUUCGAAAUCUGUAUGCUUAUGUUCAGAGUGACCCACCAGUGGUGGUGCCUGCUCUUUUAGUCCCUAUCAGUGUGUCGUCCCCCCCCCGAGUACAUUGCUGUCACUUCAUUCUAAAGCAACCCUCUGGGUGCGGAAGGCUUGCAUCCAGGUGUUUGGCUUCCAUGAGCAGGUGUUGCUAUUACUAUGUCAUUAUAAAAAUUUUACUUAUAUAUUUGUUAAAAGGUGUCAAGAAAAAGCAAGAGAGUUCUGAAUAUCAUGAUCGCACUGUUGGAAGGUAGGGUAAUGCUGUCUCCCUGUCUCUUUUGGUGAUGGUCCUCUGUAAAUGCUGAAAAGGGGAUAGUGGAAACUCCAAAAGCAUGAGGGAGAGAAGAAGUAGUUACUGACUGCCCUAUCUAAGUCUUGUUGGAGACAAAUGAGAUGUACCAAGAUACUUAAUUCUGUGCUUUGGAGACUUUCUUCUGUAGCUCACUGUAUCAAAUUCACUGCAGAGAUCUCUCAGAACAACAUGGAGAUCGUCUUACUUCUGCCAGGGCUGUGGAGUACGUAAACUGGAGUUCCCAGGGCAGUCUUUGGUCUGUGUUCUGGUCUGAACUUGGGUAGGUUCAACAGCUGAUCAAUGUCAUGUUGCUGGAAUUUUCUUUAAUACUUUCAUAGUAGUUUUUCUUUUUCCCAUGUUGUUGGCAAUAGAAAGUCAAAUUCCAGCUUCUUUGGCUGCUCAAGAUACUAUAUUGUUCUAAAGGCAUGGCUGGUGUGCUUUUUUGGAGAAGUUGUUCAGUUCCAUUAGUUACGGGCAUAAUUGUUCUUCAGUGCCUUUUACGAGACAGCAAUGACAUGGAUCCCAUACAUGGAUAGUGCUAAUGUCUUCCAGCAGCAGCUUACUUGGUAGUUCAAACUUUUAUAUUUUAGGGCAACUGGGCUCUGGACCGGAACUUUAAUAUUUCAUUUUCAUGUAUAACCAGAGCUUAUGGAAAUAAGAAGUGAAUAUUCUGGUCUUGUGAAUAAGUCCAGAGAGGCUUUGGCUAAUUCUCCUUUCUUAAUAGCGUCAUUUUAGUUCAUAAAACUUUUAUUAUUGUAAUAAGGAGUCACAAAAUGAAGACUGCAAGUCUGUGAGGUAAAAUUCCUAUGUUUGGGAUCAGUGCUGUUGCAGUGAAAUAAUACUUUUCCAAAGAGUUGGUGUGAAUGUUUAAGAUCUGCCUAUUUUUUCACAGAGUUAUUUUUAAGGGGCAGAAAUAUUGUUUAGUUAUUAUGAUACCUGAAAAUGAGGAUUCUCUGACACUGAAUUUUUGUGUGAUUUCUCAGACUGCCUUAAGUUCUCUUUAUUGAUUGUGAAAUGCCUAGACAACUGACUAAACAGAAGAAUCAGUCUGGAGAACCGAAUGAAAGACACUUGCUUUCCAGUUCUUGACUUGCUGAUCAAUGCUUGUCUUCUGUUACGUUAUAUUUUUGAGGAUUAUUUUUCUCUGCAGUCCUGCUGUAACGCAGUGUUGAUCCUCAUUGCUGCAAUAACACAGCAGGCAGAAGGACUACAGCCAAAGUCAACGUCGUCCUUUGAAAGUGAUGUCGAAGAGAUGAUAUGUUUGUUAAGGAAUUGUCAUGCACCCUCUUGGCUAAAUGCGUUUGUGAUUUUGCAGUACGUGGUGUUAAAGCUGAAAUAAAAUCUCAGUGUUUAUUGAAACUGAUACGCUCGUGUAUUAUGCCAGAUUCAGCAGCUCUGAGUAACCAGCUCACACA